UCCACUGCUGCCCUAUCACUACGGCUGAAGGGACCGAAAGAGUGGGUACAACAUGCACAUGCGGGGAACCGUGAGGGCAGGCGACCAGUCACCGAGCGCGGUUUUCAAGGAGAAGAGUGCUUUUGCAGUACUCUGCGAGGCAUGACCCUAGACUCGGUAGUGAGCAGCGACUCGUCGUUUGGAACGGGACGCAAUUUCACUCCAGAAACAAAGGCGGUGAUCGCCAACGUCAUGCAGUUUUUUGGAAAGUUGAAGGAGAAGCUGGGGGAAAGAUCUCGAGGAACCAUGUUUGAAAAGAUAGACAUUAUAACUGCUAAGGCGUGCGGUGUGAGCACGAGUACUGUGUACCGAGUCAAAAAUCCUAUGAGUCGCCCAAUGACUCCACGAGGAAAGCCGAAGGAGCGCAGCCGGAAGGCUGAGAUCAAGACCGCUAUGGAUAGCUUUGGUCAGGAGUGGGGUGAACGCCUAAAGCGUCUGGUGCAUGGCAUGCUAAAGGAAGAGAAGGAUAUUACUAUUCGGGAGUUGCGGCAGCAGAUCUCGAUUACCUAUCCGGAUUUCGGAUUAUCAGUGACGACGCUUUGGAGGCUGCUGAAAGGUCUCGGGUUCUCCUUCAAACUACUGAAGGGGCAGCGGUUCAUUUUUGAACGCUCGGACCUGUCUCUCAAAAGAUCGCUGUUCUUGAGGAAAGUGAACGAGGCCAGAGAAAGGGGGGACUGCGUGGUCUAUAUGGAUGAGACGUGGGUGUUCGAAGGUAUGGUGAAGAGGAAGGGCUGGGUCGACACCAAGAUGUCGCGUUUUCCCUCGGCUGAAACGAUACGGAACUAUUCUUGCGGGAAGACUGCUGGAAAACGAAAGGGAAGCGCGGCAUUGACCACGCAGGACGAUUAUCACCGCGAAAUGGACCACGUGGCAUUCGAACAGUGGCUAAAAGGGUCAAUCCCGCUGAUGAAAGAUUUUGCAGCUGGGAGAAAUGUUACCUUAGUGUUGGAUAACGCACCAUACCAUACUAGAGCGUUGUAUAAGCUCGAUGACUUCGUGGAAAGCCGAGGCGGCCUAGCAGCUUUACGAUGCUACGCCGCCGAGAAGAUAUGCAGUGAUCUGGGGGUUACCCUAGUCAGGUUGCCGCCGUUUCACUGUUUCUUCAACCCGGUUAGGAGUAGAACUCUUGAAAUAUUGGGAGGUCUGCCAAGACAACUUUGCGAGGGUUGGUGCAGGGAGACACUUCGGGAAGAAGAAGCUGCGAGGUCGAAAGAGGUUCUAGAUGGUGGGAGUCAUGGUGGUGGCGGUGGG
Molecule: messenger RNA, 1290 nt
Organism: Ostertagia ostertagi
Lineage: Eukaryota; Metazoa; Nematoda; Chromadorea; Rhabditida; Trichostrongylidae
Source: the annotation of a GenBank genome assembly